AGCCCAGCAACCGGAGCCGUCCGCUCUUCCAAGACGGCGCCUGCAUUCUAAACGCAGGCGGCUGACGCACGCGCCUACCUACCCGCGAGUCGCGUCCCGUCGCUAGGCAACGAGCGUGCGCGCUCCAGCACCUUUGCAUUUGCUGGUGACUUCUGCUUGGUUCCUGUCCACUGAAAAACAUCGCACAUCUGAGAGCUGUGAGUUCAGUUUUAUUUGGGGACUUAACUGAAGACUCUAGCCCUGGAAACAGCUGCUCUGACAACUCUGAGAAACUGCUUCUGCUUGGAAGAGGAUGGAAACUGAAUACCUGAAGAGGUGCUUUGGAAAUUGCCUGGCCCAGGCUCUGGCAGAGGUGGCAAAGGUUCAGCCCAGUGACCCCAUAGAGUACCUGGCUCACUGGCUUUAUCAUUACAAGAAAACAGCGAUGGCAAAAGAAAAGGAUAAGCAAGAGAAGAUCCAGCUGCAGGAAGAAUAUGAAAAUAGCCUCAAAGAAACCAGAGUGACAGAAAUGCUGAUGCAAGAAGAGUGUGAGAUUCAACAGAAGUGUGAAAAGUGUCAUCCCGAGCCACUGAUAUCUGUAGCGAGUUCCACAAAGAAGACCAUGUUCAUGCAGGAGAACACAAAACCCCUUGAGAAGGAAGCCUUGAAGCAGGAAUCCCUGCCAGGAACUUCCAGUAUGAUUCCAGGAAUGCCUCAACAGAUUCCUUCUUCAGAGCCAUCUGUCCAGGUUGACUGGAACACUGAAACCCCACAAGACAUAAAUUACCAGGCUUUUCAGCAUGCAAUUGCUCCUGAAAUGUAUCCUGGCUCCAAAUCUCCUCCCUAG
Physeter macrocephalus (sperm whale) is the source of this 826-nucleotide messenger RNA. It is a transcript of the gene DYDC2, whose product is annotated as DPY30 domain containing 2. NCBI's taxonomy places the organism in Eukaryota, Metazoa, Chordata, Mammalia, Artiodactyla, Physeteridae. The record is from RefSeq and is a predicted model, not a curated record. The transcript has 5 exons. Gene Ontology annotation, cellular component: Set1C/COMPASS complex. Bases 293 to 826 code for a protein of 177 amino acids.